Adineta ricciae is the source of this 1242-nucleotide messenger RNA. The record is from the annotation of a GenBank genome assembly. NCBI's taxonomy places the organism in Eukaryota, Metazoa, Rotifera, Eurotatoria, Adinetida, Adinetidae.
AUGGUACACGAAACCGAAUAUGAACGUUGUUCUUGUGAUACUAACUACGCUUACAUUUCUUGCUUCAAGCAGCUAUCAAUUAGACUAUGUGUCUUUCCAAUCCCAUUAAUGGUCUCUGAUGACGAUCCUCACUUUCAACAUUGUCCAUCUGAAAAUGGUGUCUAUGCUCAUACGACCAACUGUUCACGCUUUCAUAUGUGUGCACUUGACAUUCAUGCAGUCUAUUCAUGUGUCGAUCGAUUCUUUUUCAAUCCCAUGAGUAGACGGUGUGAAUACGUACCAUUGGAAAAUGAAACAAGAUGCAAAAUUAUCAUUGAUAAAAUGAACGAUAGGAGUGAAUUUCCUGUCCAACAGAUCAGUUUUGAUGAUCAUCGAAAAUCGGCAACGUCGAAAUGCUUUCAAAUUGGAAUCUAUCCUGAUAAACUCGAUUGUUCCUUAUUUCAUUAUUGCCGUGAAGAUCAACGUCAUGAAAUACUGAAAUGUCCAGGUAACCUUCAUUUCGAUCCAAAAGCAUUCAUGUGUAUGGCUCCCGAACUGGUCGAUUGCCAAUACGAGCCAAUCAUGAGAACAGAUGAUGAAAUUAGUAAGAAUGCAGAGGACAUUUGUCGUAAUCAUCCGUCUGGUACUUACCUACCUGUCCUAUAUCACUUUGACAUGUAUAUAAUAUGUGGAAAUGAUGGUCAGAGUGUUGUAAGAAGAUGUGAGUCAGGUUUUAUAUACAAUGCAUUGACAACAGCUUGCGAGAAAGGACCGUGUACGUUUGAUCCAACGUUAUGUCAGAAUAAUGGACAAUGUGUGGAUGAACCAACAGUAGAGAAAGGUUUUCGAUGUGUAUGUGAAGGGCAAUAUCAUGGAGACUAUUGUGAAAAAAUCGUUGAUCAAGAAGAAACUACUGAAAAUACAUAUACAAAAGAAUCUCUCCAACAAAGCUCAAAUCAUCUCAUCACUAAAAGCGAUUCGGAUGAAACAACACACAUUCCUUAUUCUACCAAAACAACUCAUGAUAGUCAGAUGAUCCAGACGAAUCAUACUCAGGAUGUUGUAGAACAAGGUAAAUUAGUAUUCAGUUCAAGUUCGGAACAUUGGAUAAAACUAAUAUUUAUGAUUCUUGUUACUCUUAUUGGUAUUAUUCUACUCGCAUCUAUUCUUUUUGGUAUCAUUACAUUGACUCGGAUGAUACUCUAUUCACCGAUCGAAACUUUUCACGAAUGGAAAUGUUUAGAUGAAGAGUCGAAUAUCUAA